CCCCUCCUCUUCUCCACUUCAAAGCUGCUCCUGCGGGCUCCGUCCUCUUCUUCUGUCCGUCUGCUGCUUCCACGCGUCCCGCACAGCGAUGCCUCGAGGAUUCUUGGUGAAACGGAACCGCAGAGGUGCGGUGUUCUACCGCUCCCAGAACACCGGGGAUCGACCCGGAGCCACUGAGAGCGCCCCCAAUGAAGCAGCACGCGCGGAGAAGCCCGGAGGAGAGUCCCGCCAAGAGUGCGACGCGUGGAUCCCGCGCGUCGAGCCCGCGCUGGAGGCGGAGGCGGAUGCGGAGCGGCGCGCGCAGCUGCCGGACACCGGGGAGCAGGUGAGCGUGGUGGACGUUUUGGGUUUGGACGGUGACCUGUCCUGCUUCUACCCGCCCCCGCCUCCACACGACGUGACGCUCAUCGAGUCCUGCAGCCCCGUGAAGCCCGUGAGCGCGAGGCUGCUGGAGCAGCAGAAGCACGUCUCCUUCACCGGGAGCUGCCCGGUACCGGAGGCGCCGGACCUGCCGUUUCUGGGCAGCCCCGCACCUCCCGCCAUCCCCGCGUCUAUAGAGAGACUCCUGGGGAACGGCAGCCGCCCCUUCACGCAGCCCUGCGGUCUCACCGACAACUACGAGCUUUCACGCAUGCACCUGUUCCCGCCACUGACUCUGGUGACGCAGGAGCAGCAGCACGCGGCGCGAAAGCGCGCGUUCCUGCAGGAGCCGCACAGCAAACACCACAGCAAGCAGAGCAACCCGUCCAAGAAGCCCAAAGUCAACCGGAAGCUUAACUUUGAGGAUGAGGUCACCACCUCCCCGGUUCUGGGUCUGCGCAUCAAGAAGGAGAGUCCUGAGGUGAGGAGGCAGCGGGAAUCCACCCCCACGGGUGCGCAGCCGCUGGGGGAGUUCAUCUGCCAGCUGUGCAAAGAGGAGUACCCCGACCCCUUCUCUCUGGCGCAGCACAAGUGCUCCCGCAUCGUGCGCGUGGAGUACCGCUGCCCCGAGUGCGACAAAGUUUUUAGCUGUCCCGCAAACUUGGCCUCUCAUCGGCGGUGGCACAAGCCUCGCCCCGUGAUCAGCCAGGGGGGAGAACCCAACCGGACCCCCCCGCUGAAGGAGCCCCGCGCGCUCCUGCAGCAGGAGGAGGGCAAGGAGAACGAGCUGCUGCGCACCAACCAGCACCACGGAACCGCGGACAGCUCCCGCAGCAGCAGCAGGCGCGAGCCGUCCCUGCUGCUGCUCCACGCGCGCUCCCGGGACAGCCCCGAUCGGAACCCGUACCGGAACCCCUCGGAGAGGUGCGGGGAGCUGCAGCCGCCGCAGAUGAGAGCCGCAGACAGCCCGCCGUCCAGCCUGCUGCUGCGGAACGGAAACCCGCACGAGCCGCCCCCACCGUCCCUCACGCACGCCCCGUUCAUCCAAACCCUCACAGAGGAUGAAGUGUACGAGUGCCGCUACUGCGGGAAGAAGUUCCGCCGACAGGCGUACCUGAAGAAGCACCUGGUUACGCACGAGCUGUCCCCGCCCCCGCCGUCAUUCACCCAGGAGGUGAACGGCAGCCAGAGCCAGCAGGUGUUCCUCUGUCACCUGUGCGGCGCGCGCUUCCCGUCCGUGGAGAUCAGGGACAAGCACCGGCUGUGGCACGCCAUGCGGGACGAGCUGCUGGUGGAGACGCUGCGGGGACGCCGGGCGGACGUUUUUCACGCGCACGCGGACGAGAGCGGCGCCGGCGAGGGCCAGCAGAUCUUCACGUGCAAGUACUGCCCGUCCACGUUCUUCAGCUCGCCGGGACUCACGAGACACAUCAACAAGACGCACCCCACGGAGAACCGGCAGGUGAUGCGGCUGCAGAUGACGGUGCGCCCGUGAAGCGCGCGCCAGCCCAGUCGGUAUUCAUUCUGUGACUGUUUUACUUCACUUUAAAAACUCUAAUGUUUUAAUAAACUUUGGUUUUGUAAAAUUUUAAAGUUAAUUUGAACCCAUAAGAAAAGUUUACGUCAUAAAACAAAGAAAAAACGGGAUUUUAUGGUAUUUUAUCACAUGAAGGAACUGUCCAGAGUGCUGAAACGAAACACUCCAAUCCCUCCAAACAUUUGCAGCGAAUAUUCUCAGUCCUGAAACACUUAUUAGAUUAUAUAUGAGGAUAAAUACUGCACUGUAUUUAUGACCUGCUUAUUUUUAAGAUGAUUAAAUGGUGGAAAAAACAAGAAAACACUAUUUUAGUGACAGCUUUAGGCUCUCCUGCACACAGAUUCCUCACAAUCAACACAAGGACAACAAAAUUUAUGAAAAUUAAUUUUAUAUCUGAAUAUAUUCAAGCAGAAAAAUGUUGAAGGGCUUUAACAGUCAAAUAACUCCACCUCAACAUUUGAUUUUACAACAUUUUAAGGUUGCUGGUUAAAAAGUAUCGUCUUCAUUGUUUUUUUUUUUUUUUGGUCUACAUAUUUGCUAAAUGCCUUUAACUUUAGACUAUAUCUGGUUCUAUGAAGCCUGUACAGUGAUAUUUUAAUAUGUUUGACAGUGGAUGUGGAAUUUAUUCUGAGUGUUGUCAAUAAACAUGUGAAAUGAACGCCGCCUCUCUUUAAAAAAAAAAAAGAAAAACGAGCUUUGAGAAUCAGGCAGCCGCCACAGGUAAGAAUCAUUUAUUAUCAAGGUCCAUCAUCACACCUGAAACAGAUGUUCCACCUUUACAGAGCAGGUUCAGUUUGUGUGGAGUGUGUGAGUGUGUCGUGUUCUUUCAGCUGCUCAGGACAUGCAGUUGGGGGCUGAGCUGAAGUCAUGCAGUUUGGACAUCAGUAGUGAUGCAACCGUUUGUCCUCCAACACACACACAUACACACACACACACAGAUUUGGCCUUUAUAACAUAUGGGGUGGUUUUUGAUCUUGCAGCUUUACUCGGAGAACUUAUUUUCUCUUCAUCAAACACAGUGAAGACACAUGUCAGCUCAACAGCAGUUUUUGUCUUUACAAUAAAAAAAAAGAAAAGCUUUGGAAAACUUGCACAGACUUUUGGUUGCUGCCUUUCAGAGAUCUUAAAUAAAACUGAACUUUUUCUUUUUUUUUAAGGAAUAUUUACAAGUUAUAAAACUAUAUAUUCAAUAAAUCAUUAAAGCAUCAUCAAUUUGUGUCCAAAAUCGGAAAAGCAUAAACAGGUUUUUGAUGUUUAUGCGCUGAGAAGAAGAACAGGAGUCAUCAGUUGUGUUUACAGCAGGGUCAGAACCGGCCCGGGAGGCAACGGGGCCGCAAAAAACAAACAAAAACAGUCCAACUUCAGCAAUGACAACUGCUACAUCAACAGCUAAAAAA
This is a messenger RNA of Oryzias melastigma (Indian medaka), 3294 nucleotides long. RefSeq names its product insulinoma-associated protein 2. NCBI's taxonomy places the organism in Eukaryota, Metazoa, Chordata, Actinopteri, Beloniformes, Adrianichthyidae. Gene Ontology annotation, molecular function: DNA-binding transcription repressor activity, RNA polymerase II-specific; RNA polymerase II cis-regulatory region sequence-specific DNA binding. The record is from RefSeq and is a predicted model, not a curated record. Gene Ontology annotation, cellular component: transcription repressor complex; nucleus. Gene Ontology annotation, biological process: neuron differentiation; regulation of cell cycle process; negative regulation of transcription by RNA polymerase II. The coding region runs from base 89 to 1855 and encodes 588 amino acids. The transcript has a single exon.